CGCAGCAUACGAACUAAUUUGAGGCACAAUGUAGGCAGUUUGCGCGCGCACAACGGAGGCUGUUUCUCUGCUGAAGCAUGAGGACUAACUCGCUGAGCUUUUUCCUCGCGCUCCUCAUGCGCGCCUCUCUCUGCACGCCCUCCCCGAGAGCGAGCCGGACGGAGAGCGCGAGCUGUUCAUCCUCGAGCUUCUCGACGCUGGACAGCUCUCGUGUGUCCACAGUGGAAGAGGCUGUGCGCGUGCAGGAGCAAGGAGGUACGACCUUGCGCGCGAGAUUCCCGGCCGGAUUUGGCGCAGCAGUGGCGCGCCGGUGGUCCGAGUGGAGGGAGCGCACAGGGAAGGCGCGAGUGGUCAGGCUGGAAGCGGGCUGCGGCAGGACCACCAAUCGCCUGGCCACUCUCGAGGACGGCAGCAGAGCGUGCGUGCGCUAUGGUGUGGACCAGGACCAGGUGCUGGGGGAGACCCUUUGCUACUAUCUGUCCACAAUGCUUGGAAUCCCAAAUGUGCCUCCGCUGGUGCUGACCAAGCCAGACCCUUUCAGUCAGCAGUGGUCAGCUGUCAGAGACAGUAUAGAAGCCCUGAAUUGGUCAUCAAAUGCUAUUGUGUCCCUUACGCAGUGGGUGUCCAAUGCCACCCGAGUGUCCAUCCCGGUUCAGCUCCUGAGGAAACUGGGGACAGGUGUGCAUCCUGCACCUUUGACUUUGGAGAAUAUGACCUCAAGUGACCUGAGGGAGCUCAAGCAAUGGACUGACCUCAUCGUAUUUGAUUAUUUGACGGCAAAUUUUGACAGAGUCGCCAGCCACCUGUUCAAUCUGCAGUGGGACAGGCGUGCCAUGGACAGGCUGACCAAUAACCUGCUUAGGACAACCAAGGGACAAUUGGUGUUCAUCGAUAACGAGGCUGGACUUGUACAUGGCUACAGGGUACUUGACCGCUGGGAGCAUCUCCACCAAACGCUCCUAAACUCCACCUGCAUGUUUCGGGAGAGCACCGUCCAGCGCCUAACAGAGCUGACGCUCUGCAGGAGUGCGGCCCAGCGCCUGCGUCAGGUGUACCAAACCAGGGAACCACUCGCUCUGGAAUUAGGGUUUCUGUCCGAGGCUCAAAUGUUGACUUUGCAGAACAGAGUGGACACACUGUAUAGACAUUUUCAACAGUGCGGCAGAGUGGCUUAAACAUUUCUGUGAGGACAUUGGCGUGGCCCGGUGGUGCAGUGGGUAGCGCUGUCGCCUCACAGCAAGAAGUUAGAUUCCUGGCUGGGCAGGCAGGGUCCUUGCUGUGUGGGGUUUGCCUGUUCUCCCUGUGUCUGUGUGGGUGUCCUCUGGGUGCUCCAGUUCCUCCCACAGCCCAAAGACAUGCAGCCAGGCCAAGUGGACAUGCUACUCCCUAGGUGUGAGAGAUUGUAUUUGUAUAUAUCUGUCUGCCCUGUGAUUGUCCAGGGUGUACCUAACCUUCUGCCCAGUGACUGCUGGAAUAGGCACCCAUGACCCAGAAGGAUAGGCAGUUUCAGAAAG
Messenger RNA from Pygocentrus nattereri (red-bellied piranha), 1514 nucleotides. It is a transcript of the gene fjx1, whose product is annotated as four-jointed box kinase 1. Bases 78 to 1175 code for a protein of 365 amino acids. Gene Ontology annotation, biological process: cell-cell signaling. Lineage: Eukaryota; Metazoa; Chordata; Actinopteri; Characiformes; Serrasalmidae. The transcript has a single exon. The record is from RefSeq and is a predicted model, not a curated record.